Molecule: messenger RNA, 1701 nt
Organism: Sphaeroforma arctica JP610
Lineage: Eukaryota; Ichthyosporea; Ichthyophonida
Exons: 1
Coding region: 1-1701 (566 amino acids)
Source: RefSeq, a predicted model, not a curated record
AUGGAUGCCAAGCCUGCUGAUGCGGAAUCGCAUGCGCAAUCACGUCCCAUGGAUGUCACAGCACGUAGGUCUCUUGAGAUACACAUACUAACCCAGAAUACUACCUAUAACGUGGCAGUAAACUUACCUUUAUCACCGAAUAGGCCAACUACAGAAUUUCUCGACCCCCAAACACAACGAACAGACGAUGGUGAUAUCACCGGCUGUGGCGAAUUCGAUGUGGAGACCAGUUCUGCAGUAGUGUACGACAAUGAUGAUUUGGAGUGCAAGAUAAGCAUACGCUUGAAGGAAGACUUCCUGCUCAAUGGUAUGAAGGUGAGUCUUAUCUCACGCAUAGUAUAUAGACGCAUUCACUCGAGCUCUUUAUUACAAGAAACAUCCAGCACAACACAGCCGAUUGAUAUAACAAUUCUACUUCCGGGGGAGCUGAAGGUAUUCACAGUGAACUUCUUAGUGCCGAUGUUUUCACCACCCUCAUUCCGCACACGCCAUGAUGUAUAUUUGGGCGAAGAACUGAUACAUCUAGAUGCAGAGGUACAGUGGUUGAUAGUGCUCGUAGGUAAGUAUCCCGGAGAGAAGACUACUAUAAACGGGGUUGUCGAGGAAAGCACGACAUCAGCAACAACUGAGAGCGUUCUAGCGCUGAAGCAGAUCACCAAACGAACUCUAUACCAGCCCGAGUCACAGUACAUCAAAGUGGAAGGUAUAUCAAUACCCCAUGUGAUGAGUGCGAUUGCACCGUCGUUUAGGAAGGCCACACUUGGCAACGGAGAAGGUGGUUGCGAUGGUAUCCAGUCGCAUGAUUCUAAAGAUAGCUUCGGUAGUUCGUAUGGGGUGGGGCCUGCGACCGGUGUAAGCCGUACUGGACUGCUCACAUCGCAGGCUAGUGUAGGUGGAAGGGAUGAGCAUGAGGAAGAGGAGAUGGAGGUCAAUAGAGACACUGUCGAUGGGAGUCUGUAUUAUACCAACAGCAGAAGCGGUGAGUACACUAGAGAUGCCACUCACGGUAACCAAGGUAGUAUGCCGAGUGCAAGUCAUAACAGCAGCAGCCCCUCUGCACGAUCGCCGAGCACGCACAAGCCGGAGAUGACGUUUAUGUACGACUCGAAUCAGCCAACGAACUAUUCAGCAGAUUGUGCCUAUGCAGACAUGGAGACCACAUGCACAGGACCGCCAAUGACAGGUGUAGGGGGCAAGAUACCGGCAACUAAGUAUCAGAUGGUGAUGCGUGCAAAGAUACCGGGCAUGAUAAACACAGACGAGGUGUUCACUGUGAACGUGAAGGUGAGGGAUGUGAGUAAGCUGCUGUAUGUGAGGCGGGUAAGAGUGCAGCUGAACCAGAAUGUGACGUACAUGUACGGCGACCAACGGAGGCAGUGGAGCACGGUGGUGGCCAGUGCCAAGGCCAAGCCGAAGACAGGGCCACAAAAAAGGACUGUUUUGUCCUGUGACGUCAGACUGGAUACCGCGCAGAAGAAGUACCGACGUGAUUUCCGGGACUUUGCUGCUGAGUCGUACUUGGAGAGUUAUCCCGUGCCUACAUGUAUAGUGACCAACAAGCAUAAUAAAAUACUGCUGAGCGUAGAGUAUACCGUUACUAUCAAGUGCUAUGUGCGUGGUGGUAAGGAUAUUAGGAGGAUGGUACCCAUAGUUAUGGAGAGUCGUACAUCUCUACCUGAAACCGUAGGUAUAUCGGUAUAG